GGAGACAUGUCGGAGGCUGCCAUUCCAUUUCCGUUCCCCCCCAAAUCCUCCCGCCCAAUCUCCCCGCCGGCGGGACGAUGGGCGCCGCCCACGACGACGACGACGGCGACUUCGCCGCCACCCCGGCGCCCACGCCCGCGCCCGCGCCCGCGCGCGGGGUGUACCAGGUGAGCGGCGUGCCGGUGGAGUUCCCCUACAAGCCGUACGGCACGCAGCUGGCCUUCAUGGGCCGCGUCAUCGCCACGCUCGACCGCGGCCGCCGCCAGGGCCGCUCCCACGCGCUCCUCGAGUCGCCCACCGGCACCGGCAAGUCGCUCUCCCUCCUCUGCGCCGCGCUCGCCUGGCAGCGCCACUACCCGUUCCGCGCGCCCCCCGCCCCCGCCGCCCCCGACCCCCUCCUCCACGGCGGCGGCUUCGUCCCCGACGACACCCAGCAGCAGCCCACUCCCGGCAUCCCGGAGAAGGCGGCGGCGGCGGCCAAGAAGAAGAACGCGCCGACCAUCUACUACGCCACGAGGACGCACUCUCAGAUCACUCAGGUGGUCCGGGAGCUGCGCAAGACCUCGUACCGAGUGCGCAUGGCCAUCUUGGCCUCAAGGAAGCACUAUUGCGUCAACAAGACCGCAUGCAUGGCUGACUCAAUUGACGAGGAAUGCAAGAGGCUCCUAGACGACAAAGUUCAAGGAUGCCCAGAAUUCAAGAAUGCACAGAAACUGAGUCGUCAUCCAUCCCUUCAGACCGGUGGCUCCUAUGAAGUUCACGAUAUUGAGGAUCUUCUUAAGGUUGGAAGACAAGUCAAAGGAUGUCCAUAUUUUGCUGCGCAAACCAUGGCAGAAGCAGCUCAACUGGUUUUCUGCCCAUAUAACUACCUAAUUAGUCCAAUUGUCAGGAGAGCAAUGGACAUUAAUAUCGCUGGCUCAAUCGUUAUUCUCGAUGAAGCGCACAACAUAGAAGACAUAGCACGUGAUUCUGGAAGUGUUGAUGUUGAUGAAGAAUCACUUAACAGUCUCAAGGAAGAACUAGCAAAGUUAGCCACUGAUCAGGCUGUUGGAAAGAUAUACCAACCCUUGCAUGACAUCAUUGAGGGGCUUAGCACUUGGAUUUCUGCUCAGGAGGGUGAUCCACGAGAUAACGAAUUUGACCAUCCUCCUUCAUUUUGGACUGGUGAAAAUGCUGUGAAGGAACUCCAGAAUGCUGGUAUUACUCCUGCAUACUUCCCGAUAUUGCAGGAAUGUGCGACGAAGGCAGUUAAGGCUGCUUCGGAUACUGAGUCAGAGGGAGACCACUUAACUGGUCAUGGUGCUAUGACACUGGAGAGUCUAUUCUCCUCAUUGAGUCACUUUUUUGGUAGGAAUGGGCGCCAUUUGUAUGAUUACCAACUUGCUAUCCAACGGUUUGCUCACAGAGAAGGCACUUCUGCCUUUGGAGUGAGAAAUGUGAUGAGUUUGUGGUGCCUCAAUCCUGCUGUUGUUUUUCAAGACAUUGCAGAUCUAACCCAUUCAGUAAUAUUGACAUCUGGCACACUCUCUCCAAUGGGCUCCUUUGCAUCUGAACUCGGUGUACAGUUUGAUGCUUGCAUGGAAGCUCCUCACGUAAUCGAUGCUGAUUCUCAGGUUUUUGCUAGUGUACUGUCAUCUGGCCCAACAACACAUCGAUUGAAUGCCAGCUAUAAAACUGCAGAUGCAUAUUCUUUCCAGGAUGAACUUGGAGCUUCAAUAGAAGAAAUAUGCAGAAUAGUGCCUGGUGGUGCUCUAGUGUUUUUUCCUAGCUAUAAGCUGUUGGACAAAUUGAAAGUGCGCUGGUCUCAGACUGGUCAGUGGGCACGAUUGAAUGCUCGAAAACCGGUGUUUGUUGAGCCUAGAGGUAGUACUGAGGAACUCGAGCCUGUCCUAAAUGGAUACUAUAAUGCAAUCCUUGGUAAGGUUCCUCUUAAGAAAGGCAGAGGUGGUGCAAAACAAAUUGUGAAGAAUCGAGUGAGAAAGAAUUCAUCACAGGAAUCUGCUAAAGGAGGAGCUGCUUUUCUUGCAGUUUGCCGUGGCAAGGUAUCUGAAGGAAUUGACUUCUCUGAUGACAAUGCUAGGGUUGUUGUCAUUGUUGGCAUUCCGUUCCCAAAUAUAAAUGAUGUCCAAGUAAAGCUGAAAAAGAAAUAUAAUGAUUCCUACAAAUCAUCAAAGAAUCUUUUGAGUGGGAGUGAAUGGUACUGUCACCAAGCAUUUCGUGCUCUGAAUCAAGCUGCUGGUCGAUGUAUUCGGCAUAAAUUUGACUACGGAGGCAUAAUUUUGAUUGAUGAGCGAUAUCAGGAAGAGAGAAACCUUCUACACAUUUCAAAAUGGCUUAAAAACUCAAUUAAGCAUUAUGGUAGCUUCCAGGAGACAAUGGAUAAGAUGGAGAAGUUUUUUCAGAAGGCUGAGGAACAUAUUAAGAUCAAACGUCAAGAAAUGUCCACUAAGGAUAAGUUGGAUGACGAUCUACUUACAUCACACGGUGAUAAAAGAAAGUUGCAUUGGCCAGAACCAAAUUUCUCAAAACACUCAGUACUGCAAAGUAAUCUGAAGGGUAAGUUGGAUGACAAUCUACUUACAUCACAUGGUGAUAAAAGAAUUCUGCCUUGGCCAAAACCAGAUUUCUCAAAGCACUCAGUACAGCAAAGUAAUCAGAAGGUAAAGAACAAACAUGGCAGUCUGAAGGUUUCAAACAUUGAUGUUGUGGGAGUAGACCAUGAAAAUUAUGGCAGGCCUUGUACAUCAUCCGAAGCAUGCCAGGUCUCUUCAAAAUCUUCUGACUUCACAAAGAAAAAAAGCUCCCCUGUACCAGGAAGUCUUUCAACAGCAUGCCAACUUCCUCCAUCGCAUAAAAUUCAGAAUAAUUUGGAAGACGAAUCAGACAUUGGGGGAAAUCAUGCAGUCGAUAUAAAUGUUAUCGACUUGGAAAUUUGCGAUUCUAUGUCUGGGCAUGCAAAGUUAACAAUCUUCACUCCACCAGAAGACAGGUCGCAAGAGCCUACUCUUGUGGAAAGAACCUCUGCUAAGGAUCCAGUUGCUAGCCCCAGCAUUCAUUCUGAGGUAAAUACAUCCGCAGCGAUGGACAAUGGUGAAGAUCAGGUCAUAGGCGUGUCUGCUUCGCUCUCAACAGCUAACAGAAACCAAUCUUGCGUGUCAACAUCAGCGGGUACUCCUGAAAGAACAGCCAAUAGAGGUUAUCAUUUGGAUCAUGAAUCUUCAAUAGACAGAAGCGUAAAUUCUCAGUACCAGAAAAGGAGAAGGUUUAAUAUACCAGUGAGCUGUUGUACUGGCACAGAGCAUUCUAAUCCUUCUAAUCCUUCAAGCACAUCUUUCUGCAAUACUGAUUGUGCUGUUAGCAUGGCGUCCCGAGAUCUGAAGAGAACUGAUGGUCUGUGUUGUGAAAGUCUGAACAUGUCCAGGUGUGAAAAUUUCAAGCUUGAAAGAAGUCACAAGGCGGCAGAGUUUGCAUCAAAUAAAUCUGCAGGAACAAAGCUUGAUAUUCGUUGCACCACAUGCAAAACGCCACUUGGAUUACAGAAGGAUGGCUUUCUUGUUUCAUGUUCAUUGGCAUCGCCCUCAAAAUUGUACUUGACAUGUCUUUUGAGACAUGGGCUAUCAACUGUUGGCUUCGCAGAAGAUCUUAUGUCAUCGCCACCAGCUGUGGUAAAUGUUCUUGUAUGUGAAGCUUCUUCACUCAAUCAAGGGAUCCUUAGCAAAUUCUGCAGUGAAGGUUCUGCUCAUCAGUCCGGUGUUUGGUCUGAGAAGGAUGGAUGUGUAUACAAGCCAGUAACAUGUCCUUUCUGUCCUCGUGAAAAUUCUUUUGCCACGGUGCUCGGAGCGCAAGUUCUUGCAGCUGAUGCUUCAAAUCUGGAAUCAUUAAACAAGGUGCUCCUGUUUGCUGAUUGUUUGGAUCUCAAGCAUGAACCAUCAAAUGAACAGGUUGCAAGAGAUCAUACAGUUGCUAGUAAUCCCAUGGGGACAGAUGCUAGUAAACCCAUGUCACCCCCACCGGUGAUCGAUCUUGAGAGUUUUGCUUAUAAACCAGUGAAGAAGGAACCUGUGUCACUAAGCACACGGAGGUCCAAGCUUAGGUUACCUAGCACGAACAGAUCCACAAAACCACAACUGGUGCAUAACGUGGAGGACUCAUAGGAUGGAUUCGGGCUCGUUCAUUGGCGAACUAGGAAGAAUUUGUGCCUUAGCAGUCAGCACUACUGGCACACAUCAUCCUGGAAGAAGAUGCUAACUCAGCUGUGGGCUAGAUGAGUUGGAGGGAGAUGAGAUUUUUCAUUGAGGUCGAUGCAUGUUGUAAAUACAGAGCCAUAUGAGCAUUAGCAACUUUUGCUGUGCUGUGCGUAUUGUAAUUGUAAAUCUUAGGAAGGGCGACUGAACUUGGAACACUUCCACUGUAUCGAUGCAGACUUUUGAUUUUAUGUGUACUCAAAACAACAAUGACGUAAAUACACAAAAUUUCCAGUGUCUGUAUUUAUAAGGAUUGCUAUCCUCUCUGUAGUCAGUGGGUUGUUGAUAGUUUUAAUUCAACCAAAGCUGAGUUCUGUAGGCC
Messenger RNA from Triticum urartu, 4566 nucleotides. RefSeq names its product RAD3-like DNA-binding helicase protein. The record is from RefSeq and is a predicted model, not a curated record. Gene Ontology annotation, molecular function: DNA helicase activity; DNA binding; ATP binding. Gene Ontology annotation, biological process: nucleotide-excision repair; double-strand break repair involved in meiotic recombination. Gene Ontology annotation, cellular component: nucleus. Lineage: Eukaryota; Viridiplantae; Streptophyta; Magnoliopsida; Poales; Poaceae.